Xenia sp. Carnegie-2017 is the source of this 2881-nucleotide messenger RNA. Its product is annotated as carboxypeptidase D-like. The transcript is spliced from 7 exons. Lineage: Eukaryota; Metazoa; Cnidaria; Anthozoa; Malacalcyonacea; Xeniidae. Gene Ontology annotation, molecular function: zinc ion binding; metallocarboxypeptidase activity. The record is from RefSeq and is a predicted model, not a curated record. Bases 554 to 2317 code for a protein of 587 amino acids. Gene Ontology annotation, biological process: proteolysis.
GGGGAGAUUGUGUGAAUGUUUGCAUCAACUCCUCUGAACUUUCGAGGACAAAGUUUUAACGCGUGGCGUGCUUCAAGAACGAACCCUCCCCAAAAACGUCAAAAGUUUCGACCAAAUCGGAAUAAUGAUGUACAUAGGUGUCAAGUCUUAUUAAAAUAACCGCAACCGGAUAUAUCAUGAAAAUGGCGACAAAGAACAUUAACAAUGUCUAAAAGAUCACGUUGAGAUUAUUUAUAUUACGACUUGUGCAGAUGAAGCGCAUAGCCACUUGCUGAAUCGAUAAUAUUAUUAAGUUGUUUUUGACGUUAUAACAGCCUGUGGUCAAUCGUCGACCUAUCAGUAAUCAUCAGCUACUCAUUUCAUGAUAUGGAAUUACAUAUGCUGCAAAUGCUCAUUGAGUGUGUCCUCAACAAAGUUCAAUCUCCUUAAUCGCAUUCGUGGCGCUUUUCAACUGAUAUUAUCUGCGUGAAACUUGAUGGAAUGUAUGUAAGGGGAGAUCCGUGGAUUUUCCUACAGGAAAUCUGUUAGGGGCUGUGACACCAGGCUGGCUGAUAUGUGUCUUGUGCCAUUUCUAUAUAUGGCUCGAGCUGGUUUUACAAUGUUUCUUAAGCUUCUGUUGAUUGUAAGUGCUGUAGCAAGUGGUCAAAAUUUCAGUGUUGACUUCAUACAUCACAACUAUGAAGCCAUGACAGUAAUUAUGAAGAAAAUACACCACCAAUGGCCAACCAUCACUAGACUAUACACCAUUGGUAAAUCAGUUGAAAAACGUGAACUGUGGGUUUUGGAAAUUUCGGACAAUCCAGGGCGCCAUGAGCUGGGUGAACCUGAAUUCAAAUAUGUUGGGAACAUGCAUGGUAAUGAAGUACUGGGCAGGGAGAUUCUACUCCAUUUUGCCUACUACCUUUGCAGUAAAUACAACACCUCAGAUCCUGUUGUCAAAAGACUAAUCGACUCUACAAGAAUUCACAUUUUGCCAAGCAUGAAUCCAGAUGGAUGGGAGGCUUCUAUUGAAGGUCAUUGCUUGGGUAUGAGAGGUCGUGCCAACAAAAAUGGUUAUGAUCUAAAUCGAAACUUCCCCGAUUAUUUCUAUCCCCAAAAUGCUAUGUUUAAUGGGAAACCAGAGGUUGAAACAAAAGCUGUGAUGAACUGGAUUUCCUCCAUACCAUUUGUUCUUUCUGCCAACCUUCAUGGUGGUUAUUUGGUGUGCAAUUAUCCAUAUGACAGCAUAAAGGGUAAGCCAGGUCUUAGUCUCUAUAGCAAGACACCGGAUGAUGACAUCUUUCAAAAUGUUUCAAAGGCUUACUCUUUUGCCCAUCCUAGUAUGCAUAUGGGCAAACCAAACUGUCCGGGUUUCAAACAAUACUUUAAGGAUGGAAUCACAAAUGGUGCUGCAUGGUAUGCUGUGCAUGGUGGAAUGCAGGAUUAUAACUACUUAGCAAGCAAUUGCUUUGAAAUCACUGUGGAGAUGAGUUGCUGCAAAUAUCCUUUGGCAAAUCAACUUCAAAAGGAAUGGACUGAUCAUAAGCCUGCAUUGAUCGCUUACAUGGAAAAGGUACACAUGGGAAUAAAGGGUGUCAUUACAGAUCGCUGUGGUGCAGGUAUUGUGGGCGCGGAAAUUCGCGUUGACGAGAGAGGAAAAGUCAUCGCAAGUGCUAAACUUGGUGAUUAUUGGCGACUGUUGUUGAGGGGUGAUUAUAAUAUUAAAGUAUCAGCGAAGGGUUAUCAACACCUGUCAAAAUAUGUUCAAGUGUUAGACCAAACGAAGAUUGUCAACUUCAUUCUUCGCAGACUAGGAGACAAUAAUUCAUCUUGUGGAAAGAUCAACGGUCUUGUAGAUGUUUCAAAUGUUGAAGAACCAAAGUCUAUCGAAGUUAUUGCAAUUGGUGAAGAUAACAGAAUGUUCACAACAUAUCCAAAUAGUACGUAUUAUUACAGUCACUCUCUCAUUCCUGGCAAGUAUUAUGUAUACUUGAAAUCCGGAAACAAAAUUUCACCAAAACAGAAGGUCGUCGUGUUUCCUUCCAAGAUUUCUUUCAUUUCAGUCCCACUGGAAACAAAACGGAGACCAAUUGUCGACGAUAACAGAACAAAUGCCGCCAAGGUGCUUCGUACUAAUGCUAUUCUGUGUAUUACUUUGUUUUUUUUCUACAUUAUGAUGUGGGAAAGCGACAUCUUGGUAUUGCACCGAGUUUACGCAAACUCGACUUCUACGUUUCUAGAUAUUUCUAGAAUUAUACACGUGUGCAUAUUGUACUAUGUUUCAUUCAAAUUUGCACAUUACGAAAACCAUCGCGAAUAUGACAAGCAAAAUUCCUAAAUGUUAGUUAUUGAAAAGAAGAGACAGAAUUUGCAAAAAAAAAAUUUAUUUCAUUUACAUCAAAAAAGGCCUAACAGUUUAUUCAAUCUUUGUGGAAAGUGGCGAGUGAAAAAUAUCAGCAUUUCUCAUUCUAUAGCGGGGGCGUAUUCAGUGUACUACGUAUAAGACAGAGCGCGAGUUUUUUUUACUGAAGACAGCAUAAUGAAAACUCUUCCAGUGAAGUGGAAGCGUACGAAAUCACGUGAUCUCUUCAACACAAUUCGUUUUGUUUCGAUUAUUGGUUUUAGUUUUAAUUACUGGUUUUAAUCUUUAAUCAACGAACUGAAUGUAACUGGAAGGCUACUUCCCGCCAAAAUUUAUAACCAGCUAUUUAACUAGUUCCAACCUUCUCACACACAGCCCAAAGGAAGUUUGUUUACGAGAGUCAGCUAAAAUUUGAGAGACGCAUGUCUUGGAGUUAAAUUAAAAUUUAGCUUCACACAAGUGCAGGCAUGUUCAUAUAAAGGUAGCCUUCAAAUAAUAAAUUUAGUAGAAUAGUCACAAUAAAUAUUAUUUUUUGCCGCA